UCUACGCGGCCCCCGGAAACGCCGCCCGCUCGGGGUGGGCGGGAGGGGCAGUCUGCCCCCCACGGGCCCGAAUCCCCGCCCCCCAAAUUCCCGGGCGAUCGGUUUCGGGGCCCCCCUUUUUGUGCGGGUAACGGCCAGGGCGGGGCGGUGCCGAGGCCCAGACGGACAGACUGGCGGGCGGCCGGAAGGAGGACGCCCCAGGCCUGGGCCGAGCUGGACCCACGCCGCCCCCGCCUUGGGAGCCGCAGACGGCCCUCAGCGCCUUUUUCCAAGAGACCAACAUCCCCUACAGCCACCAUCACCACCAGAUGAUGUGCACUCCAGCCAACACCCCCGCCACGCCCCCCAACUUCCCCGAUGCCCUCACCAUGUUCUCCCGUCUCAAGGCCUCCGAGAGCUUCCACAGCGGAGGCAGCGGCAGCCCGAUGGCCGCCACGGCCACGUCGCCCCCGCCGCACUUCCCGCUCACCGCCACCGGCAGCUUCGCGGCACCCAGCUGGCCGGCUGCGGCCUCGCCCCCAGGGGGGGCACAGCACCACCAGCCGCAGCAGCCGCCCCUGUGGACUCCGGCACCCCCUUCCCCGGCGUCAGACUGGCCGCCCCUGGUCCCCCAACAGGCCACCUCAGAACCCAGAGCCCACCCGGCCAUGGAGGCCGAGAGAUAAGGGAGGCCCCUCCCCCCUCCCGGAGGCCAGAACCCCGUGGGGCGGGGGAGAGGACGUCUCUGCGGGCCCCCUUUACCCUCCUCUGUCUGCACCCC
Molecule: messenger RNA, 760 nt
Organism: Mesoplodon densirostris (Blainville's beaked whale)
Lineage: Eukaryota; Metazoa; Chordata; Mammalia; Artiodactyla; Ziphiidae
Gene: UBALD1
Product: UBA like domain containing 1
Exons: 3
Coding region: 309-665 (118 amino acids)
Molecular function (GO): protein binding
Source: RefSeq, a predicted model, not a curated record